UUCGUGAUCUCGCGGAGCAAUACCCCACAGUUCCGCAUGAAUUUAUCAGGACUGAUAUUGACUCUGCGCCCUGGCCAAAAGACCCGCCAGCUCACCAAUCAUACCAGAUCCAAGAUAUGACCAAGCCCUGGCCGGUCGAGUGGAAGGAGAGCUUCGAUUUUGUGCAUCAACGCCUGGCCCUUGCUGCUGGUGGUCCCAUGCAGAAGGAUAUCGUGAACAUUCUAGGCGGUCUCGUCAAGCCGGGAGGCUGGAUUCAGUUGAUCGAGGCGUCUAACGAGGAACUACCGUCCCACGGUCCUGCCUUCAAAAAUUUUGUCACUAUCAUCAAGAGCAUUUACACCGUCUUUCGUGGUAGUCUCAAUCUCAUUGAAGACAUCCCUGCCUGGCUCAAGGAGGCUGGUUUUGUCGAUGUGGAGUACAAAGACAUUGACACUAAGCUUGGUGCCUUGAAUCCGAAUCCGCAGCUCGCGAAGCAGGGUGUUUACUCGACUACAGUCGCUGCGAAGGGUUUGGCUCAUUUUGCCUCAACUCUGCCCGCUGGUGCCAUACCCUUGACAUCUGAGCAAAUUGCCAACCAUCCGGAUGAGUUGAAGGCCGAACUUGCGAAGACUGGGGCUAUCUACCCCCUCCGUAUCAUAUGGGGAAGAAAACUAUCAUCUUAG
Messenger RNA from Periconia digitata, 662 nucleotides. The record is from the annotation of a GenBank genome assembly. Lineage: Eukaryota; Fungi; Ascomycota; Dothideomycetes; Pleosporales; Periconiaceae.